GCAUGGGAUACGUCGCCUCUACAUCUCCAUGGAGCUACCCUUUAUUCCCUGGGCGUCCUUUUUCACAACUGCGUGUUUACACCGCCAAAUGGGCAAGCAAACAACUUGGAAGACGAUCGGCACACACGUGUUUACGCAUGGGGUCCCAUCUAAGCAAUUACUAUGCACUGUAUGAACGCCUAGCCCUAAUCGGAUCGAAUGGGGCUACACAUUGAGAACACGACUGGGCUAAUCGGCAUCGACUAUGACACGAACUCUAACUCUCAGCUUUUGCUUCAUUUCUUUAAUUCAAAGUGGUGGCUGCGCAGAUUCAGAGGAGCGGUUGAUGAACUGGCUGCUGGGUCAGGACCGCUACAACAAGCUGAUCCGCCCGGCCAUCAACCGCACCGAGCGCGUCACCAUCAAGCUGCAGGUGUCCCUGGCGCAGCUCAUCAGCGUGAAUGAGAGGGAACAGAUCAUGACCACUAAUGUCUGGCUGACACAGCACUGGAUUGAUUAUAGACUGGCCUGGGACCCCUCUGCAUAUGACGGAAUCGACAAGCUGAGAAUCCCCUCCCGCCACAUCUGGCUUCCCGAUAUCGUGUUGUACAACAACGCUGAUGGCACUUAUGAGGUGACUGUGUUCACCAAUGCGAUCGUCCUGUUCAACGGCACCAUCUUCUGGCUCCCGCCGGCCAUCUACAAGAGCGCCUGCAAGAUCGAGGUGAAGCACUUCCCCUUCGACCAGCAGAACUGCACGCUCAAGUUCCGCUCCUGGACGUACGACCACACGGAGCUCGACCUGGUCCUCAAGACCGAUGUGGCCAGCAUGGACGACUUCACCCCCAGCGGGGAGUGGGACAUCCUGGCCCUCCCCGGCCGCCGGACGGUCAACCCCUCGGACCCCACCUACGUGGACGUCACCUACGACUUCAUCAUCAAGAGGAAGCCCCUCUUCUACACCAUCAAUCUCAUCAUCCCCUGCGUCCUCAUCACCUCUCUGGCCAUACUGGUCUUCUACCUGCCCUCCGACUGUGGGGAGAAGAUGACCCUUUGCAUAUCCGUGCUGCUGGCCCUCACCGUCUUCUUGCUCCUCAUCUCCAAGAUCGUGCCCCCCACCUCCCUGGACGUGCCCCUGAUAGGCAAGUAUCUGAUGUUCACCAUGGUCUUGGUGACCUUCUCCAUCAUCACCAGCGUGUGCGUGCUCAACGUUCACCACCGCUCGCCAAGCACCCACACCAUGCCUGCCUGGGUCAAGCUGGUCUUCCUGGUCAAGCUGCCCGCGCUCCUCUUCAUGCGCCGGCCGCAGAACAGCUCCGCCCGGCAGAGGCUGCGCCGCCAGCGCCAGCUCCGCAGCCGGCGGGCGGUGCUGGGGGCGGGGCUCGGCUACCCGGCCCCUCCCCAGGCUGCUGGCUUCUCCUCCAACUCUUCCUCCUCGGUCUUCCUCUCCUCGGCGUCUGGCUUCUCCUCCCCAGGACACUUUUACAACAAGAACGCCGGAGGGCCCUUCUGCCUAAACCCCGGUGGCAGGAAGGGCGAGCCGCGUCCCAGGGACUUCCUGCCGGACGGGGUGGCCUCGGCGCAGGAGCCGCAGCAGCAGGGGCCGGACUGGGGGGCGGACGUCCAGGAGGCCGUGGACGGUGUGCGCUUCGUGGCCGAUCACAUGAUGGGGGACGACGACGACCAGAGUGUGAUUGAGGACUGGAAGUACGUGGCCAUGGUGGUGGACCGGAUGUUCCUGUGGAUCUUUGUGAUCGUGUGCGUGGUCGGCACUCUGGGCCUCUUCCUCCAGCCUCUUUUCCAGCACCAAAUCGUGCCGAUCCAGCAUUCCGGCAGUGAAGCCAUGAAAAGGGAUCACAUCUGAGCGGAAGUUUCCGGAACUCUCAGGACCUUAUCACUCCUAUGAGAAGGCCGCUGGUCUAAAAUGUGGAGGAGGGGAAACCGCAAAAUUUCAGUGACAUUUACUGUCAUGACUUCCAGUGAUGCCCGUUGUUAAUUUUGCAGGAAAAUCAGUGUCACUUAUAGAUGCAUUUACUAGAGACGUGCCAAACGGAUUGAAUAACAUCACCAUCAUUAGGAAUCUCCAGUUGUCUCAAAUACAUUCGUCUGCAGUUCUAUGUGUUUUGUUUUCUGUUCUCACCUUUGUGUCUUUAGUUAUUUUACCUUGUACCAUAACAAAAAUGUGACUUGUCAAAACAUUGUUAAAUUCCACUCGGUCAAUGUAUAAAUGUUGAAAGGUCAGUCUUACUAGUUAUACAUGUAACAAAAGGUUAAUUGAAAUAAUUAACACCCAAUAAAGUGUAAAGCUGUGAAGAAUUUGGCAGAUAAUUUUCAUCACUAUGUGCACAGUAAAAUAAAGCUAAAUUAACCUGAUAUAAAAAUGGACAAUAAAAAAAUUGGCAACCUCGCCAACUGGCUUGUUAGAAUUGGGGAAUAAAUGUACAUUCUAGAAGCAGAAUAAUAAUGUUGUUCAAAACAAACAAAUUUUCAACGAUAACCACCUCACCAUUGCAACAUUUUUUGUUCAAAAAAUUUAUUUUGAAUGAACAUAACUUGUCAAUUACAGUUUUUCACGUGCUGCAUAUAGUUCUGUUGUCCUAAGCCAUUGAUUCCAAUUUAUGGCAUUGCAUCUGUCUCAAAUUCCUAACUUCGAUAUUUUCUUAAUUGUGUAAAAACUGAAUUACUUUGUCAAAAGAAAUAUGAAAUGCCAUAAAACUGCAACCGACGUGGUAAAUUUCAAUGACAGGGAAUGCAGUUUUAUUUUCUGACAUAAGGCAAUUCUGUUGAUUGUACCUUAUGUACAGGCAAUGAAUGCUCACAGAGCAAAAUAUUUUCGGCAAAAUAUAUCACCGCAAUUAGAUGAUAACUUGUAUGUUUGCUUGAUGGUCAGAUUGUGAAAGAGGGGAGCUUGCCUUUACCCUUCCCCUUUCUAAUUUGAUUGGAGCGUAACAUAUUUGGUCUGUUUAAAAAAAUUAAUUCCUCACCAUAUGCUAGUGAUUCCACGGCCAAGGCUCCAUUCAAUAAAUCACACAAAGAAUGUUGGGGUGAAAGAUGAUGGGGCUUUCCAAGUAACCUUUUCAGAAGCUUCAGACAUCUGGGCCAUUUGCCUGCUUCAACUGGCAAACCACAAUCAGUGCAGAAGAUAUUUUUUAUGCCAUCUACUGGCCGAAUUGUGGACACUCACUUUUACAGAUGCAUAGUACAAGCAAUAACUACUCACUGAAGAAUGCUGAUCAAGUUUGUUAAAUAUUCUGAAAAAAGCACAGAUUUCAUUUUUUUCAAAGACACAUUUUUUUUCUUUUUAAUAGAAAUGCAAAUGUAGAAGGACGAUAACAGCAGAAUUCCCUUUUCUUAUCUGCUCAAGUUUUCACACAAUUGUCCACGCAUUAAAAAUAAAAAAAGCUAAAAAAUAAAAACCUAUUAUAUUUCAUGUUCUGGAACAAAACUAUCUUCGUCCUUCCAGUGUACAGAUAAAUAGGUUACUUCAUCAAGAGGCAAAUGAAGACACAAUACAGAUAUCUUGAAGGACAAAGUGAGGACUGUAUGAGUCAUUGCAUUUAAAUCAGGGAAAAAAAGAAAGCUCGUGCAUAGGUUGUCACUGACAUACCAGCAUGUUGCAGAUAAAUUAGGAGCAAUUAAACAAAUGCAUUGAGACAUCGUUCCAUGGGUGUUUGUGUCAGCUUGUAAUCAGUCUUUCCGCAGAUCAAUCCCUGCUUCGGUAUUUAUCAGUGACUUUGUUUCAGGAUUUUUCAUGACUAGAGUAAAUAGGUUUUCUUAGGAUCCAUUAAACAUGUGCACGGAUAACCCUGCACACAGGGGAAAUUUGAUUACACCAACACUUCACACUCGAUCACUAGGGAAGCUCAGAGAACAAGCACAGAAGGGGAACUAUGCUUGAUUUCUUGCCAGUUUGCAAGAUGAGCAUGAGCUUGGAAACAACGUGCCAUCUAGAUUGUUAAUCGCUCACUUUACCUGAUCAUUGAUUCAAGGGGCACACGUAGUGUUUCAGAUGCUGGUUUCAGACGCGACUGGUAAAAUCUAUCCAUAAAUGCAUGUUUGCCCAAAUGAAAAUUACUUUGGUUGUGACAUCCGCCAUUUUUUAAUUCAAGUGCUGCUCGUUGUUUGUUUUACUUCCAAACUCAGACAAAUAAAUCAGUGUUGUGCAAAGCUUUUAUUUGAAUACUGAUCUGGAUCUGACACAAAGAGAUGGUGACAAAUAGAUCCAGUGUAGGAACACAGUGAAAUAAAUGUGCUGUCAGAAGUUCAAAUUAAAGGCAUUUCUUAUUCUUUUUUUUUUAACAUUCCCUGUGCCAAACAAUUUAAGGAAGUGUGUGUGAUGACCAAGCUUAUGAAUUGUUUAAUUGUUUCUCGGCACGGAAACAAUUAAUUGGUUAAACACCUAAUUAAUCAUAAUUACAAGCAAUAUAUACUGCUAAUCACUCCAAUAAUGAUGAGUUGCCUUUUAACCAUGCUCAUUUUUUAUUUACUCUAUAGCGUAAGUACAACCUUAGAGGUAUAUAGAAUGUGUAUGGAAUGUGUGGUUCUGUUCCUGUAUGAAAUAAAACACUUGUAGUAAAAUAAUCAGAUUAAAUAAAACCUUGACCUGCUCUAAGAUAUUGUUGAUUAUACCAGGAUUCCAUUUUCCUUCAAGGAUAAUAAAGUGCAUAUUAGUUGAUGAUACCUAA
Anguilla rostrata (American eel) is the source of this 4664-nucleotide messenger RNA. RefSeq names its product neuronal acetylcholine receptor subunit beta-4-like. The record is from RefSeq and is a predicted model, not a curated record. The coding region runs from base 245 to 1843 and encodes 532 amino acids. The transcript is spliced from 6 exons. Gene Ontology annotation, cellular component: neuron projection; postsynaptic membrane; plasma membrane. Gene Ontology annotation, biological process: chemical synaptic transmission; regulation of membrane potential; monoatomic ion transmembrane transport. Gene Ontology annotation, molecular function: acetylcholine-gated monoatomic cation-selective channel activity; transmembrane signaling receptor activity. NCBI's taxonomy places the organism in Eukaryota, Metazoa, Chordata, Actinopteri, Anguilliformes, Anguillidae.